Haliotis rubra (blacklip abalone) is the source of this 1643-nucleotide messenger RNA. Its product is annotated as cyclin-dependent kinase 2-interacting protein-like. The record is from RefSeq and is a predicted model, not a curated record. Bases 81 to 740 code for a protein of 219 amino acids. The transcript is spliced from 5 exons. Lineage: Eukaryota; Metazoa; Mollusca; Gastropoda; Lepetellida; Haliotidae.
GGUUUUUCUCUUGAUGGCAGUCUUCGAAACAGGGGGCCGAUUCCAAAAGGAUUUUCCCCGGUGAUAUUUGCUGAGAUACUAUGGCUGAAAAUACCAAGUCGUCAACUAGUAAUAGAAAACAUACGGAUGAACAAGAAGUAACCUUUUCGCCCGUAAAAUCACCAGUUCCCCAGUACGAUGGCCGUCACCAGGGCAACCUUACUGGCAUACUAAGGAAGGUCAAGGACACAGCUGCAGACGUUCACAAUCAAAUCUUAAAAUGGAAGAAACUUAAUACUGAAGGAAGCAACAUCAUAAGUGAAAUAGCUAACACCAAAAUAGAAAAAGUGUUCAACGUUGAGGGAGAGGAGUUUGAUGAGAACCAGCUGCCUGCCAGCCUGGAGUCUCUGUGUGACAGACUCACCUCUGUAUAUCAUAACAUGGAGAAGAUUGUCGGGAAGCUGCACCAGAUGAGGGCUGCCUUGUGUGGUGUGCAGGCUCUGUCUCAACACAAGGGUGGGGAGGACGACAUUUUGUUUCACACAUGGAAUGUGCAGGAUUUUGUAAUUACAAUGGACCAGCUGAUUGAGAUGUACCUUUCUGAGCUGAAACUGAAGAAGUCCAUUGCUGAAAAUGUUGCUCAUGCAGAGAACCGGCAAACAAUGAUGUUCUACUCUGCUGCAUGGAUACAUCAGCCCUACGUGGAAGACUCGGCCCAGAUGUUGGUGGAGAGUCUGAUAACAGAGACUGGACACAAGUGACAUCUCUACAUGCUAGGCUGAUGUGGAAGCCUCAGACAAGAGUGUGGUGUGUCUGGCUACCAAGACUGGUCACUGGUGACAUCUCGACAUGCUAGGCUGAUGUGGAAGCCUCAGACAAGAGUGUGGUGUGUCUGGCUACCAAGACUGGUCACUGGUGACAUCUCGACAUGCUAGGCUGAUGUGGAAGCCUCAGACAACAGUGUGGUGUGUCUGGCUACCAAGACUGGUCACUGGUGACAUCUCGACAUGCUAGGCUGAUGUGGAAGCCUCAGACAAGAGUGUGGUGUGUCUGGCUACCAAGACUGGUCACUGGUGACAUCUCGACAUGCUAGGCUGAUGUGGAAGCCUCAGACAAGAGUGUGGUGUGUCUGGCUACCAAGACUGGUCACUGGUGACAUCUCGACAUGCUAGACUAAUGUGGAAGCCUCAGACAACAGUGUGGUGUGUCUGGCUACCAAGACUGGUCACUGGUGACAUCUCGACAUGCUAGGCUGAUGUGGAAGCCUCAGACAAGAGUGUGGUGUGUCUGGCUACCAAGACUGGUCACUGGUGACAUCUCGACAUGCUAGGCUGAUGUGGAAGCCUCAGACAAGAGUGUGGUGUGUCUGGCUACCAAGACUGGUCACUGGUGACAUCUCGACAUGCUAGGCUGAUGUGGAAGCCUCAGACAACAGUGUGGUGUGUCUGGCUACCAAGACUGGUCACUGGUGACAUCUCGACAUGCUAGGCUGAUGUGGAAGCCUCAGACAAGAGUGUGGUGUGUCUGGCUACCAAGACUGGUCACUGGUGACAUCUGAACACACCAGUUCUGUUUGGAAGACUCAACCAAGAUGAAGGUAUGGCUGGCUACCAAGAUUGGUCAUAGGUGACAUCUGGGCACACCAGCUCUGUAUGGAAGACCCA